CGUAUUUGUAUUUUUUGUUUACUUCUGUACUAUGAAUUAAUUCUAUUCAAUAUUGUUUAUUUGAAUGUUUACUGUAAGUAGUGGUAUAAAUAACACUAUGUAUACUGUAGCGUCACUGGGCGGUGAUAUUUACAACCAUGAAUAUUUCUUGCUUGAAGACGUGUGCCGUCUCUGUUGGAAAAGGAAUGCCACUCAAGAAUUAUUGUGUAAAAGUGAGGACAAUGAAACAGAAUACAGUAUUCCACUAUUUGAUCAAAUACGAGAUUGUCUGGACAUCAUUUUAACUCACGAAUGCCGGCCCAACAAAGUUUGUACAGGAUGCAGCGACGAGGUGAAACGGUUCUACGAAUUUAAGAAAUUCUGUCUAGAAACUGACAAAAAACUUCGGGAAAUAUUACAGAAUUAUGUUAAAAUUGCCGAAAAGUCGUCUAAUAACAGCGAAUGUUACAUAAAAGUAGAGAAUGAGCUCCCUACAGGGGUAGAGCAAGACGAAUCUUUUGACGACUUUCUAGAGUCACUCCAGCAGUCAGACUCCAGUGAAAACGUAAAUAAACAAAAGAAGGUUAAGUUAAAACAGACUUACAAACCUAAAAGAUCUCCUACUUACUGUAAUAUCUGCAGAUUAGACUUCAAAACUGUAGAGCAGUUUUCUCUUCACAAUUCUCAGAAUCACGGAAUAGAAGGUAAUUUUUACAAGUGUUUUGGUUGUGAGAAACGCUUUAAAAGCCGAAAGACUCGAAUUGGACAUGAAAUAAACUUCUGUAAAGGUUUAAAAGAUGGUUACAGAUGUACGCUAUGUGACCGAUGCCUUCCGAAGAGAAGGACGUAUGAAGCUCACAUGAGGGACCAUAGAGAAAAUGUAGCCAUAGAGUUGCCGGAGGAGUUGUUUAAGUGUAAAAAGUGUUGUAUCUCAUUUAAGACCAGAGAAGGCCUGAAGGAGCAUGUUGCAGAACAUGAGACUGCAAAGAAAUAUGUUUGUGAAAGUUGCGGACGCGUGUUCACCCGACAAGACUACCUCCACAAACACAAGCUCACACACACAGGCACUAAGCAGCAUGUGUGUCCACACUGCGGCUUCCGGUCUACCCAGCGCUCUUCACUCAUCGUCCACAUAAGAAAACACACGGGCGAGCGACCAUACAGUUGCGACAUGUGCCCGCAGCGCUGUAUCUCCAGUUCCAACUUACGCGCGCACCGCCGCCGACAUCUCGGCCUUAAGAAGUUCCAGUGCACGAUAUGCGACAAGAAAUUCGGCUACAAAGUGAGCCUUGAAGAGCACAUAGAGUCCUCCCACCACCGCUCGCAAACCCACCCCUGCCCGCAUUGCGGGGCCCACUACUCCCGCAAGCGGGGCUUGAAGCGACAUCUGACGGCGAAGCACUGCGAGAAUGAACCUAGUGACGAGGGCGAUAAGGUCGAUAGUUUGUUGAAGGUAUUGUAGUUAUGCUACUUGGUCAUAGAUGGCACCACUAUACUAUGGCGUUCGAUUAUAAUUGUAAAAAAUACAUUUUGGACAGAUGUAGUGCUAUUUUCCAUCGUAUUUUCACGGAAUCGUACAGUUUCAUCCUCGGUACAAAAAGUACGAGUUCCGAGAAAAUACGAGGAAAAUAUAAUAAUUAUGCACUACAUUUGUAUCUUUAAUGCUCAUAUUGUACCAUGAAUCUAGUAUUUUAACUGGAUAAGGCAUGAUGGGUGGGGGAAAUGAGCGAACGGGAUAGUCUUAUGUAUCUUUCAGUAGGAGUAGCAGCGAAAGCGCUAUUAUUGUUUGUCCUUAUCACAGUCUCACAUUUUUUUUAUUCUCUAUUAAAUUAGUAUGGGUUAUGGUGGGCAACAAAUAAAUUCGACCAAUCAUAGUGUCGCAUUGCCUAUGUUUUGUCCCUGACCUUCUAUGUAUUGUACCGUAUCUUUACUGAUUUAAUGCAGUUGUGUUGCUACUCAGCAAUAGAUGGCGCCACCGUACAUUAAUUGUAAAAAGACUUGUACAUACGUGAUGAGCUAAUGAGAUUAUAUACUAUUGUUAUAUUGACUGAUACUAUAAACAUUCAUAUUAUGUGCGAGAAAGUGAAUAGGAACCUAAUAUUUUUAAUUAUUGUUGAUUGUAAUUUUUUCCUCGAGAUAUUGAAAUUCUCCAUUUCGCAUUUUUUUUUUAAUCUAGAAAUUAUUUAUGGAACGGAGUAAUGAUUAAAUAAAUAAAGACAUAUUUUAAUUUACACAUUUUUAUUUUCAAAACUGAAUAAAAAUAAAAAUUCUCUAUUAACCGUUUAUUGCGAGCUACCAGCAUCAUGUACGACAAGAUUAGUUUGAAAAUGAGAAACAACGUUAAAAUAUAACCAGGGGGCCGAUUUUUUAAAUUCGACCGCUCGAUUUCUUGUAAUUCGUUCAAUAAUAUCUCCACUACUAGGCAUUUAAACUCUACUAAUAGAAUAGAAAACGAGUGGUCAAUCUCAAUACCACUAGAUUCCCAGUUUAUAUCGCUCGUAUUUCAAAAAUUAGCAUUUCACCGUUUUCCACCGAUUUCCGAGUGACGAAAUCGAACGAUCGAAAUUCAAAAUUCGGCCCUCAGAGACGAAUUUAUAAUAAAGCCUGGCAUACCUCGUAUAAAGCUAAAUUAUUUUUAAAUUAAUUGCAUGUUCCUCGACACUCAAAGAAUUUAAUUUCCAACCUUUUCGCACCUUGUCACAGUGACCAUCAAUAUGAAAGUCGCUAGAGAUUCUUUGACUGUACCUCAUACUCAAUUUUCAAAAAAAUGCCUUACUUUUUAUUGGUUGCUUACUAAGAUAUGCUUAGAUUGAGACAAAAAUAUACCUACCACUAAGUUUAGAGUUGGAGCAAAAGUUUUGGUACAAAAAAGUUAAUUUUGAUUUAGACACAAAUAUUACACUGUUUCUCAUUUUCGCUACUCAUUUAAAAAUGACAUAAUAAAUACGUAUUUACAUUUUUACAAUAAAUCAAAUCACUUGGGUUAGUAUGCGCAGUUGUUUAUACGACAACGGUUUCACUCACUUGAAUUUUUAGUCGCUAUUGGCGACAUGUUUCGGGCCCGUCGGGGGUCCUUCCUCAGGCUCGAGUGCUCGCGGCGGCUGCAACUCGUGCACUCACCAACCGUUGUCGUAUAAACAAUUUAAAACAUGUCUCACGAAAGUUUAAUAUCGAUUAUGCGCAGUUGAUUCUUUAAAAUGCAAAUAUAUCUUUUAAUUUAAAACUAUAGGACCGUUUAACUGAGACAGAUGUCUACGGUGUGGUUAAAUGUGCUAUACAGCCGUACAGAUGUAUUGCAUAAUUGUUUUCCAUCGUAUUAUCUCGGAAACGUUCGUAUUUGUCAUGCUACUUCAGUCAACCUCAGUACUUUUUGUACCGAGACUGACUGAAAUAGCAAGACACGUUCGUACGUUUCCGUGAAACUACGAUCGAAAAUAAUUUAUGCACUACAUGUAUUCGAAAGGUGUAUAUUACGCUUCUGGUACUUAACAAAUUUAAAACUUAUUAUGAAGCUUGAAUUAAAUGUUUUUUUAUUAAUAUUAGAAGAUCGAAUAGAAGGUCAGACUACCUAAUGGAUGUUUUUUACCCUUAGCAAUACUUUGCGAAGUAAGUAAUUAUGAACUACAUCUGUAUUUACUCUGUCUACUUAAUCAGUAAGAAUCAUUUCUUAUUUCAAAUCCACUUAUUCCAUUAUAUUUUAUUAUUAUUAGUAAGUACAUUUACUAAGAAAUUCACGAUCUACAUAAUUACGUACGAAUAUAUUGUCGAAUAGAGGAACUUGCUCAUUACAUACUAACAUCCACCAAAGACAAGCAAAAAUAAACACUGACAAUCUUAUAGCAAAGUCACUCAUCAUUGUUGUAGAUGGAAAGAGGCAAUCGCAGUGUUGCAUUAGUAUAUUUUAACUCUCAGGGAGCUCACUAGAUGGCGCUCUGCUUAAUUUCUAGUUCUGUGCAAGUGGCUCCAUCUAUAACAAUAACGCGGAUUUGAAUGUAGAAUGUCACUUUUUAUUUUUAAUGUACUUUAUCUCUGCUCUCUCCUAGAGUGUUUUCACAUCGUCCGAUCCUAUAUCGGAUACGACCAGCAGCGACCACAAAGAAGCAAAAUAUGAAAAGUGCCUUUUUUAUACAUUUAAUAGGGUAUUACACUGUAUUUAAAAUAAAUUAUUUUACACCAUGCAUG
Messenger RNA from Cydia splendana, 4161 nucleotides. Its product is annotated as putative zinc finger protein 702. Lineage: Eukaryota; Metazoa; Arthropoda; Insecta; Lepidoptera; Tortricidae. The transcript is spliced from 4 exons. The record is from RefSeq and is a predicted model, not a curated record. Bases 65 to 1441 code for a protein of 458 amino acids. Gene Ontology annotation, cellular component: chromosome; nucleus. Gene Ontology annotation, biological process: regulation of transcription by RNA polymerase II. Gene Ontology annotation, molecular function: zinc ion binding; chromatin insulator sequence binding.